Culex pipiens pallens (northern house mosquito) is the source of this 1828-nucleotide messenger RNA. Its product is annotated as WW domain-binding protein 11-like. The transcript has a single exon. The record is from RefSeq and is a predicted model, not a curated record. Lineage: Eukaryota; Metazoa; Arthropoda; Insecta; Diptera; Culicidae. Gene Ontology annotation, biological process: mRNA cis splicing, via spliceosome. Gene Ontology annotation, cellular component: spliceosomal complex. The coding region runs from base 117 to 1652 and encodes 511 amino acids.
UUUGACAGCCGCGUUCCAUCCGCACUCUGUUUACAAGAAAAUUUUGCGUUUUCCUCCAAAAGUUUCCAACAAAAUUACAUUUUCUGGCUUAAAACAGUUAAAUUCCCUCAAGCAAGAUGGGCCGCCGCUCGAUCAACACCACCAAGAGUGGUAAGUACAUGAACCCGACGGACCAGGCCCGGAAGGAAGCGCGCAAGAAGGAACUCAAGAAAAACAAAAAGCAACGGCAGAUGGUCCGGGCGGCGGUCCUCAAGGGAAAAGAUCCGGCCCAGCUUAUCGAGGAGAUGGAAAAGAUCGACGAGAUGGAGUUCAACGUGUACCAGCCGUCGCCGCUGAACGAAAAAGUCCUGAAGGAGAAGCGCAAAAAACUGAAGGAGACGCUGGACCGGGUUAUGAGGUUGUACCAGGCGGACGAUCCGGAUUUGUGGGGCGAGCUGAAGCGGAAGGAAGUUGACUAUGAAAAGCGUCGCAACAAGCGGAUUCAGUACUACGAGAGUGUCCGGCACGCGGAGCAGGUUCAGGUGGACGACAUUCCGCUGCCAUCGGCUAAUGAAACGCCCACACCGUUGUCCAUCCCGAGAAUUCCGAUUCCGCCGACGCUGCCAAUGGUCGCACCUCCGCUGAGGCCACUUCCUCCUCCGGUGCUUAAAAAGCCCGUGGAGAAUCCGAUCGAACCGAGCGAAAUAGUCGAUGACGAUGACGACAUUCCCGGAUGUCCUCCGGGGCCACCACCGGACAUAUUCAUGAUGCCUGAGCUGGACUUUGACUUGGAAGAGUUCCACCAGGAAACACAAAAGAGCGUAAAGUUCUUCGACGACGCCGAUUCGCGAGACAAUUCUGAUGAUUCCGACGUUGAAAAGCCAGCAAACCAGCCAAGCUCGGUUCAGCAGAAAAUGCUCGCCAUUUCCGGUCAGAAUCUGGACGAGUUCAUGAAGGAGAUGGAAAACGUCCAGAAGAAAAAAGACCAACCGGAAGGACCACCGGGCGUUCCACCAGUCAGCGCGAUUCCAACGCCCCCGAAACCGAUGGCCCUGGCCAAUCCGGCCCCACAUCCGUCGGAUCCCACCGUCAAGUACGUGCCGAUGCCGUCGAUUCCGAUGCCCGGCCCCAUCCAACCAGCGCUUAUGAUCCGACCACCACCGCUGCGUCCAGGAAUCCCCGGCAUGCCAGGCCUUCGCAUGCCACCGCGACCACCGCCAGGAAUCCCACCUCGAAUGGGCAUCCGCAUGCCGCCGGGCCCACCCCAGGGACCACCCCCAAAGCACAUCCAGCAGCAACACAUGCGCAACAUGAUGCACCAGCAGCAGCAGCAAAAGGACCCCAAAAGCGCAACCAUUUCGGCCAAGCCGCAGAUUCGAAAUCUCAGCGCCGACGUCACCCGCUUCGUGCCGAGUGCCCUGCGAGCCAAAAAGGACGAAGGCGCCAAACGGCCACAGCACGCGUCCCAGUCCAGCCAGCAUCAUCCGCAUCACCACAAUCAACACCACCAUCAGCACCAGCAGCAGCAGCAUCAUCAUCAGUAUCAUCCGGGUCAUCACGGUGGUCAUCCGGGACGGGGUGGUGGCGGCGGUGUCGGAGGACAGGAACCGGGUAAACCAAGCAAGGACGACGCGUACAUGCAGUUUAUGCGGGAGAUGCAAGGAUUGCUGUAACUGAUGGUCUGCUAAAGUGUUUGCGCGUUUCGUUUUAGGAAUUAACACAAGGACUUGUUGUAGAAUUCAAGAAUUUUCAAACUUCUGCUCUUUGAUUAGAUUGCGAUGAUCGUGUGUGAAUAAUUAAUGGCUGAUAGAAAUUUUGAUUCACAUCAAUAAAGUUUCAUUUAGAUUUA